Prunus armeniaca (apricot) is the source of this 591-nucleotide messenger RNA. NCBI's taxonomy places the organism in Eukaryota, Viridiplantae, Streptophyta, Magnoliopsida, Rosales, Rosaceae. The record is from the annotation of a GenBank genome assembly.
AUGUCACUGUGGGCGACUUUAUUCUUUUGGCUGGGUAAGAGGUUUGAUUGCCUACUGGCUGCCAUUUAUGCGAUUGUGGACAUACUUACCAUGCAACUCAAUCUCAUUGAGGAUGAACACAGGCCUAUAGUAGUUGAGGGACCUAUGGGAGACAAUAGGCAAGUUCGACGCUUCUUUUUAGUUGGAAGGCUUCUCACCUUGAAGGAUUUUAAGGUACAAUUUUUUAUGAGGACUAUGAAGAAGCUUUGGUCACCCAGAGCUUGUGUAGAGAUCUGCCAACUGGAGAAUGGAGUGAAGGGUGUCCCUCUGGCAUAUAUGGAGAGAUGUACUGGGAAACUCAUUGGUGAUAUCUUGGGGUGGUUUCUUGAGACUGAUUCUGGGAGAGGAGAGGUUAGGAGUCGUCUUGUUUGGAUCAAAUACGAAAAGCUUCCCAAUUAUUGUUAUCUGUGUGGCAUUUGUGAUCAUGUCCUUAAUCAGUGUUCGCUUCGGGAGUCUGUUAUUAACCAUGGGGAGUUCAAACCCUUUAGUCCCUGGCUCAAAGCAGAGGUCAAAGAAUGGUUAGGUGAACCUGAAAUGGAUAACCUAGCUUAG